AUGGCGCUAGCAUUGGAGUGUCAGGGGAACGACAAAAGUUUUUACACCUACUGCAACAAGAAAACGAGUCAAUUGCGUCAUGGGAGACGAGGAUACGAAAUCAAGCGGCACCCACACCCUCAGCGGAAACACCACGGCUAACUCAGUGAUCAAAGCAAUGAAGCAACAGUUUGCUCGCCAUGGGAUCCCAGAUGAGUUGAUAACAGACAAUGACCUGGAAUUCGAAAGUCACGAAUACACAAGAUUCACUCAAGAAUAUGGUUUCACCAUAGUCAAAUCAGCUUACUACAGCCGGGUAAAUGGGAAAACAGAGUACAGAAACACGCCUCAACAGGGUAACAACUACUUACCAGCUCAGCCUCUCAUGUCAAGAAGACUCAAAGACAUCAUCCCUACAGCAGACCACCAACUCACCCCUCAGGUAGCGUCACCAAGUCUGGUGUAUGAAAACAGAAGACAGAAGACGAAGAUCAAUGCCUCAGUACAACAAGAGGGUCUCACAGCCCCUCAAAGAGUUUUCACAAGGGGAAAAUGUGUUUGUUAA
Pocillopora meandrina is the source of this 544-nucleotide messenger RNA. The record is from the annotation of a GenBank genome assembly. Lineage: Eukaryota; Metazoa; Cnidaria; Anthozoa; Scleractinia; Pocilloporidae.